Messenger RNA from Trichomonas vaginalis G3, 615 nucleotides. Its product is annotated as SNAP receptor protein. The record is from RefSeq and is a predicted model, not a curated record. The transcript has a single exon. Lineage: Eukaryota; Parabasalia; Trichomonadida; Trichomonadidae. The coding region runs from base 1 to 615 and encodes 204 amino acids.
AUGGAAAUAGAAUAUCUUGCAAUUACUCGAAAUAAUAUUAUCCUAGCACAAAGUGCUAGUGGUGAUGGUGAUUUCGAUAUAGCAAUUAAUGAAAUCCUGAUAUCAAAAGAUCUCUCAAACGAAAGAAUGAGAGUGGACAAGUUGGGAUAUCGAUUUUUCAUUCUUCAUAAUAAAAAAGAAUUGAAUGUUAUUGCUGCUUGUGAUGUGGAUGCUCAAGCAGAUCAAGCAUUUCGUAUUUUAGAAAGCAUUCAAAAAACAGUCUUAACAUCUUAUGCAAACAAAUGGGAAGUUUCAUCAUCGUUUGACCUACAGAGUGAUUUUGAACCACAACUAAGAAACACAAUUCUUGCGCAUUCAAAGACUUUACAAAUUCAGCCAACAGAAAUCGAUGAUUCUGACCAAAUACUGGCUAAUUUGGGAAAGUCAAUUGAAUCAGAUCAUAAAAACGCACAGAAUGAAAAUACAUUUACUGAAGUCUCUGAAGCUCAUAAUUCCCCAUCAUACACACGUCUAAAGCUUAAAUUAUUCGUUUCUAAGUACAGAUGGAUCUUCUUAUCAAUAAUUAUCCUUUUCAUUCUUUUGAUCAUUUUAAUUAUCAUGUUUAUUACGCCAUAA